This is a messenger RNA of Malania oleifera, 1817 nucleotides long. RefSeq names its product GDSL esterase/lipase At3g26430-like. Gene Ontology annotation, molecular function: hydrolase activity, acting on ester bonds. Bases 513 to 1730 code for a protein of 405 amino acids. The record is from RefSeq and is a predicted model, not a curated record. The transcript is spliced from 5 exons. NCBI's taxonomy places the organism in Eukaryota, Viridiplantae, Streptophyta, Magnoliopsida, Santalales, Ximeniaceae.
CGACUAAGGCCUUGUCUACUGGGCUGUGAGGCCCAAGAAUUCCCCAUGAUCCAUGACCUUGGAUCCAACAAAUAAUGUCCUAUGAUUCGCAAAACACUAAUUUUGUUAUACUAGAUUAAGUAUUACAAAAUUGAUUAUUUUCUUUUGACAAUUUACUUCCAUUUUCAUUCUCCGCCUUAAGUAAAUUGUCUAUGUUAAUGUAACCUUAUUAUAAGAUUAAGUCUUUUUGCCAAAUUUAAGGACAGGCUGUACAAUUUUCAAGUUUUUUUUCCCCCCAAAUUUAAGGUAAAGUGUAUAUAUUUUAUACUAUACUUUUAUAUUUGAUUGAAAUUCAAAUAAAUUGAAAUUGGAAGUUUGAAUUUUAGACUCCUAGCACAUGCUUUAAGGUAGACUUGCCACGUCACAUUACCAUUUUGGGGCUUCUUCUCCCCCUACUAACGUAACUCGCCAAGGCUCUCGCUCUUCUCUCUUCACAGUUUCUUUCUCUCGCUCUCUGGAGUCUGACGCUAACCAUGGAGUCCCGGUGGGUUCUGACGGCGUUAACGGUAUUAGUUUCGGCAGCUUUAGCCACGAGUACUACAGUAGGCGGCGGACGGUGUGAAUUUCCGGCGAUAUUCAACUUCGGGGACUCAAAUUCCGACACUGGCGGCUUGUCUGCGGCUUUCGGCCAGGCGCCUCCGCCCAACGGAGAGUCUUUCUUCCAUGGGCCCGCCGGCCGCUACUCCGAUGGCCGUCUCAUUAUUGACUUCAUUGCGGAAAACCUAGGACUGCCGUACCUGAGCGCGUUCCUGGAUGCGGUGGGCUCCAACUUCAGCCACGGCGCCAACUUCGCCACCGCCGGCUCCACCGUCCGACCCCAAAACACCACCCUCUCUCAGAGCGGUUUCAGCCCAAUCUCCCUCAACGUCCAGUUCAACCAGUUCAACGACUUCCACCGCCGAUCUCAGAUCGUCCGAUCCCGAGGGGGAGUGUUUCGGGAACUCUUGCCUAAGAAGGAAGAUUUCUCUGGUGCCUUAUACACCUUUGACAUAGGCCAAAACGAUCUCACAGCUGGGUAUAAACUCAACAUGUCGACCAAUGAAGUUAAAGCAUACGUCCCUGAUGUAUUGGAUCAGUUCUCAACCAUCAUUAAGUUCAUCUAUGAUCAAGGAGGUAGAUUCUUCUGGAUGCACAACACGGGCCCUGUCGGGUGCCUACCGUAUGUUUUGGACCGUUUUCCAAUCACAGCAGGACAAGUGGAUGCUGUAGGAUGUGCGAGCCCAUUCAAUGAUGUGGCACAAUACUUUAACAGUAGAUUGAAGAAGACAGUGGAGCAUCUGCGGAAGGAACUCCCUCGGGUUGCGAUCACGUACGUCGAUGUUUAUUCCGUCAAGUACUCCCUCAUUAGCAAAGCCAAGAAGUUCGGGUUUAAGGAACCCUUGGUGGCAUGUUGCGGGCACGGGGGGAAGUACAAUUACAACAGGCACGUGGGGUGCGGCGGGAAGUUGAAAGUGCGUGGGAAAGAAGUGAUGGUGGGUAAAUCCUGCAAGGAUCCGUCCGUCAAGAUUAUCUGGGAUGGGGUCCAUUUCACCCAGGCCGCCAACAAAUGGAUCUUCCAUCAAAUAGCGGGCGGCUCCUAUUCGGACCCUCCAAUCCCAUUGAACAUGGCCUGCCAUGCCCAUUCCCAUACCCAUACCCAUACCCAUACCCAUACCCAUACCCAACCCAUACCCACCAUGUCUAGGGUUUGACCAAAUUCAGAAAAUAACCUCAAGUUUGAUUUAAUGGAUCCGUAAAAGCAUUCCUAAUAAAAUUCAACACUUGAAUUCUAUUAAAAA